Saccharomycodes ludwigii is the source of this 1959-nucleotide messenger RNA. RefSeq names its product Cin10p (gene CIN10). Gene Ontology annotation, cellular component: membrane. The record is from RefSeq and is a predicted model, not a curated record. Gene Ontology annotation, molecular function: myo-inositol:proton symporter activity. Lineage: Eukaryota; Fungi; Ascomycota; Saccharomycetes; Saccharomycodales; Saccharomycodaceae. The transcript has a single exon. Gene Ontology annotation, biological process: transmembrane transport. The coding region runs from base 1 to 1959 and encodes 652 amino acids.
AUGGUUCAAGGAAAUAUCGAAUGUUUUGAACAAAAUCCAAGAAACUCUAUAGAAGACAGUAACGUUGAUUUUGAAGAUGAAGCACCAGAAGUUAUAAUACCUCAAUUAUUGGAAGAAAGAGCUGAAGAGGACGAGUCCAAUUUCAAUGCCCAAGCAAAUUUUGAUUUAUAUUCUGUAUUUUCUCAAAUAUCCCAGGAAACAGGCUCAGAUAUAGAUGACUUACCCUUUAGGAUAACAAAAGAAGCAACAACAACUCUAAUAUGUGCCACUUUUGGCGGUCUUUUGUUUGGAUAUGAUACGGGUGUCAUAUCAGGUGUUUUGAUAGAUAUUAAACCAGAUGAUUUACAUUUGCCCUAUAUUUCAGAUUUACAUAAAGAAUUGAUCACCAGUGUGACAUGUUUAGGUUCUAUUGUAGGGAGUAUACUAAGUAAUAAAUUAUCAGACACAUACGGCAGGAAACCAACCUUUAAAUAUUGUAUGUUUAUUUUCAUUGCUAGUUCUGUUAUAAUGUUUUUGUCUUUCAACUUGCUACAACUAAUUAUAGGCCGUUUUUUAGUGGGUGUUUCCAUUGGUGUGGCUACUCAGGUAGGCCCCUUAUACCUAUGUGAAAUUUCACCCAAUAAAAUAAGAGGCGCUCUAAUGACUUUAAACACUAUUGCUAUCACUGGUGGCCAGCUACUAGCCAACCUUUUAUCACUACUACUCAUCAAAGGAAACACCGAAAGCAUAAACAUCAAUAACCGCGGACAUCAUAAAUGGAGAAUCCUAUUGUUAUUAUCGUCUAUACCUGCUAUAUUAGUUUUAAUUUUAUUACCAUUUUCACCUGAAUCACCCAGAUAUUUGGUAUCCAAAGGGUUAUUAAAAGAAGCACAUGACUCUUUAAGUUUAAUAUAUCCAUAUGCUACUAGAGAACAAGUUGAUUAUAAAUUAUAUAGGAUUGUUAAGGAUAUUUUAAAAUUAUCAAAAUAUUCUCGUUCCUAUUUACUACCGUCAAUAGUUUCUCAGAAUAACGAAAACACUAGUAACAAUAACACCGGCACCAUCAGUAACCCCCGCUACAGUGAUCCUAAUCCCGGUGCUCUUAUCAAUUUACCAUUUACAGAUGGAACUCCCUCAAUUCUACCAACAUCACAUAUCGACGACGAGGAGAAUUCCACCACGCCAUUAUCAAGAAAUAUAGUUUUCAGACAAAACUUUUUACGAAGAUCUAGUGACAUUCGAUUGGAUUUAUCUUUACUUCAAAACUUAUUGCAAAAACAAUUAAAUAACCCCAAUAAUUAUGAUGGUAAUAUUUGUGAUCCAAGAACUAAAAAGGCUUUAACUGUUGGUUGUAUCUUGAUGUUUUUCCAGCAAAUUGUUGGAUUUAACGCUUUUAUGUAUUACAGCGCCAUAAUUUUUCAACCACUUACUUCAAACCCAUUAGUUCCUGCAGUUAUUGUAGCUUUCACAAAUUACAUUGGAACGUUGUUUGCUCUAAAUUAUAUCGAUAACAUAGGAUCUAGAAGAAUGCUACUAUAUACUAUACCAGUCAUGGCAUUGGGUUUAUUAUUAUCUUCCUAUGCUUUCGAAGAAUUUCGUGCGGACGAUAAGGAAAUUUUAAGAAUAUUAUUAGUAGCAUUGACCAUUUAUGUUUUUGGAUAUGCAGCUGCAAUGGGUAAUGUCCCUUGGAAUAGCGUAUCUUUUUUACCCCUAAAUAAAAGAAGUUUUGGUUCUUCAUGUAUAUCGGUAGUUAAUUGGAGCACCAAUUUCUUUGUUUCUAUAACAUAUUUAUCUUUUAUGAAUUACAUGGGGAAAUCAUGUACAAUGCUUUUUUUUUUAUUCAUGACUAUAUUGAGUUGGAUUUUCACUUACAUGUAUUACCCUGAAAUUAAAGGAUUAUCUUUGGAAGAGAUUGGGCAAAUUUUCAAUAAAGAAAAUGGAGUAGAUGUCAAUUACGUUUAUAGGAAGUAUCAUAUAUAA